Messenger RNA from Daucus carota subsp. sativus, 1193 nucleotides. RefSeq lists its product as uncharacterized. NCBI's taxonomy places the organism in Eukaryota, Viridiplantae, Streptophyta, Magnoliopsida, Apiales, Apiaceae. The record is from RefSeq and is a predicted model, not a curated record. Gene Ontology annotation, molecular function: protein binding. Bases 55 to 873 code for a protein of 272 amino acids. The transcript is spliced from 3 exons.
AUCUUCUUUAGAGAAAAUAUCAACACAACUAAUUUCAUUUUUCAAAUUAUAGAUAUGAAAUCUUCUUUGAUUCGAACCGGCUCGUCCGGUUCACUUCCGGUUCAUUCCUCCUUUGUACCGACCUCGCCGCGAGUUUCAGUUCCCAGCAGAUACUCCGGCGAGAAGACUAAAUGCUCGCCGACAAUUUCGCUGCACUUUCACGCCAAUCAGACUCCGAUUCGAAGAGUGUCGUCGGAGUCUGAUCUCAAGCUUUCCGGCACUUUCGCCAAGCUGACUCGUGAGAGAUCGCAGUCUUUUCCGGCGAUUAUACCGGAAGAAGACUAUUUCUCCGACGUCGGAGGAGGUGGAGCGUUGACUUUGACUGAAAAUGGAUUUAAUCAUGAGAAUUACACGGCGGUGGAUGACUUCGCGUUUUCCGGCGACGGAAUCGGGAAAGGGAGAGUGUCCGGUGGAAGUAGAGGCGGUAAUGGUUUUGGAAGCGGUGGUGGAAGCUCUGAUCGGAAAGAUGUCGGAGCGUAUUAUCAGGAAAUGUUGAAGUCUGAUCCGAUGAAUUCGCUGCUUCUUCGAAACUACGGCAAGUUCUUGCACGAGGUGGAAGGAGACAGUGUGAAAGCUGAAGAGUGUUACGGAAGAGCAAUUCUAGCUAGUCCAGGUGAUGGUGAAGUGCUUUCUCUGUAUGGCAAACUAAUUUGGGAUACGCAACGAGACGGAGAAAGAGCUAAAUCGUACUUCGAUCAGGCUGUCAAUGCCUCUCCUGAUGACAGUUUGGUGAUGGGAUCAUACGCGCAGUUCAUGUGGGAAGCAGAGGACGAUGAAGAAGAUGCAGGGGAAGAGAUUGAAAUGUCAAGGGCGGCCAUGGUUGAAGCUUACUAGUGAAGUAACCGUUUUUCUAAGUGCCAUGGUUGAAGCUUACUAAUGAAGUAACAUUUUCUUUAAGUUAUACAAAUAACAAUCUGGACUUGACUUCUAUAUGCAUGUUACUAGACAUGCAAGAUGUAUAAAUAUAAUUACGUAUUACGUUUAGAAUAAGAGGAAUAAUCUAACUCUGAUUAUUUCCCCACUUGCUUGUUAAUCUAUAGAGAGGAUAAUGGAAGUCUAAAACAGGAGAUGAGGAGAGAACUAUAUGUACCAGUUGCCUAUUUCUUGUUUUUGUUUGUACAAUACUUUUAACUAAUUUAACUGAAAUUUGUAUA